UCAUCACUGUGAGGUCUUAAUCGAUAGGUUGUAGUGACAGAGCUUGUGAUAGGCACAAGACUUUUGUUAACCUUUGGUUUGGUAAAAGACUCAUUGCUGGUUAAUUAUUUUCUGGGAAAAUUCCAGCUUUGAACAUUCCCCACGCGUUACUUUAAAAAUGAAUUAUUUCCUUUGUCACUAUUUAUUCCAAGAUUAUUAUUAAUAACUACUGAAACGGUAAAAACAUUUGAAAAAAUAAGAAUUCUCCUAAGGCAGAAGAGAUCUAACAUGAUCUGGAUUAAGCAUACCCAUUUCCAGUGGAGAACUUUUAAAAAAUAGUUUCAAAUUGGAAUAUUAAACCGUGAUUAACACUAAAUGAAAUCUUGCUUCAUGACCGAUGCGGUCUCAUGUUCUGUGUUAUCCAAGUAGCCUUAGCUUUUAAGGAACUGCUUGUGCGUAACAAUAUAUUCCUCUGCCUCAGUCCGUUACAGAAGGGUGAAUGGGACUGUGAUCUGUUACAAGUUUCUUACGUUCCAUGUACUAAAAAGGACGCUUUGGAGGGCGAAUGAAGACAUUGCUGAGGUUUGAGUGAACGCACAUGAUCUUCAUCCCGUGACCCCAGAAGCCCAGCGUUUUAAGAUCCCUCUUGUCUCCAAGCGCCUGCCUGGUACUACUCUUCAGCUAUGGCUUCACCUCGCUUGGAAACCUUUUGUUGCCCCACAAGGGAUGCGGCUACGGAUUUUGUGCUGGGCUUUCAGCCCGUCUUCUUUAACGCCAUCUGCGUUGCUAGCGCCAGUUUCAGCCUGAUUGGAACCCUCGCCCAGGUCUUACCAAAACGGAGACUUGGCUAUCGCAGGUUCAGUCAGUAUCCGCUUCAGAAACCUUCCGCCUCGUCUAGAAUCCUGCUGAUCAUCAGUAUCUGUGACAUUCUAGGCUGUAUAGGAAUAAUAACGAGGGCAUCAGUGUGGCUUGGCUUUCCAGAUUUAGGGAGAAGAAUCUCACUUAAUGGAACUGAAAUAUGGCCGAAAGCUUUCUGUGUCAGCACUGCUGUUUGGAUUCAACUGUUCUAUAGUGCCACCUUCUGGUGGCUGUUCUACUAUGCUGUGGAUGCUUAUCUUGUUGUGAAGCGGUCUUCUGGGUUCAGUAUUCUAGUGUUGUACCACAUGCUGACCUGGGGUUUAGCUAUCCUGCUAUUGGUUGAAGGUGUAGCCAUGCUCUAUUAUCCAUCCAUUUCCAGCUGUGAGAAUGGACUGGAACAUGCAAUCCCUCACUACAUCACGACCUACAUACCUCUGUUGCUCGUUCUGCUUGUAAAUCCCAUCCUGUUUGGGAAAGCUGCGUCUGCAGUUGCCUCACUCUUGAAGGGAAGGCAAGGUAUAUAUACAGAAAAUGAAAGGCGUUUGGGGACUCAGAUUAAAUUAAGAUUUUUCAAGAUUCUGCUUGUAUUUAUUAUUUGGCAAGUGGGGAGCUUUCCUUCGUGGUCCGAUUUGUCCUUUGUAAAUGGUGGAUGGAUAUUUAAGAUUCAAGUGGAGCAGUUCUCACAGCAAGAUUCCUACCUUUUGACUCCAAGUAUCCUGAAUCCAAUGCAAGGCUUUCUCAGCACGUUGGCAUUUUAUGGCUGGACUGGAUGGGACUUUGAUUUCAGGUUUCAAAAGAACGAGAUUCAGUGGGAAUUACCAACGGCCUCUGCUUCAGCUGAGAAUGAGUAUGAAAACCCUGUGGCAGCGUCGCUGAAUUACCACGAUUACCUACAAGAAUGUGAAAAGAUGAUGACUGAAAAUAGUCACGACAGUAAUGAUGAGCUUUGUGCCCUCUCUGAAGGUUCUGCGACCAGUACAUUUGAAAUGAACAUGCCAAGUGAACUACAUGACGUCAGAGGCAAUGAUGCCGAUGGUGACUCAUUGGAAAAUACUGAAAGGGCAUAAUGUUGGUGAGAUGAGUCAACUCUAUACAAGCCUUUAAAAUCAUACUGCACAAAACUGCUUUAUUGAAAGCAUUUGGGGCUAAGCGAAAUUCUAUUUCUUACCAUUCAUAACCAGUUCCAAUCUGUUCAAAAUGAUCAUAUUGAACAUAAUUAAGUAGUUGGAAGAUGUAAAUGAAAACAAAUCACAGUAGCCCUGAGUUGGCUUUAGGCAGCACAUGGUCACUUUAUGCCCAGAGACACAUGACCAAAAGUAACAAAGAAUUUCACUCAGUACAGGAAUUACAUUCCAUACCUUCUUAAAAAAAAAUUCUAAAAUUAAAAUUUUAAGCUCCUAAAUCAAGUAAUUUCCUUAUUUAUUUAUUUGCAAUGAAGAACAUCAGCUAAGAUUAUAGAAUACAGAGGACAUAUUUUAGAAAACAAUGUAUUUUUGUGGUCUGAUGCCACAAUGGAGAAACUUGAGGUUAUUUGUGACAGAGUAUUUGGUUUCCAUGUAUAAUCUCUUCGGAAAGUAAUUCCAAAGUAACAAUCCUUUGAGCAAUUUAUAUAUUGCCAACCAAUUGUUUGUGUUUAUGGAUAUCAUCUGAACACAGAUAAGUCAUUUAGAAGUACUGGUUAAAAUUUCAAAUGCAAUCUCAUUGAGAGAUGGUCCAAUAUCCUGCUUGUUUGAUCAAGGAGGUUUUCUUGAUAUUGUUUGAAGGUGAAACUAAGGCACAUGAUUUGACAAAUGUAAAUUUGUUUAUAUACCAAAAUCCAAACAAGUCACUUUUAGCCAAGCUAACUGAAAAGCUCACUGUUUUACAUAUGGAGAGGGCAAGAGGUGAGUGAAAAUAAGGGAAAUAAUCUCAAUGAAAAGUUUGGAUGACUUUCUAAAAUGAUAGAUUCUGUAGACUUUUUUUAAAAUUAUGCCAUGAAUUUUACUUUAAUUAGUUACUGAAAACUAGUAGAAGUGAUACUUUGACACCUAACUACAGACAAUUUCCCAUAAAUAAUACUAUUUUGGUGUAAUCCACAAUGAAAUUUAAUUUAUGAGUUUCACAACUGCGCCGCUUUCAGCUAAAUGUAAAUUUAUAUUUGAUGUCAGAAGAGUUAAGAAUGCCAAGAGUUUUACUUACAACAGUGAAAAGUAAAUAAAAUAUUUUCCAUUAAUUCCAACCUUACAAUCAUGCAGUGCAGAUGCAGAUUUGUUGAUUGUACAUUAACUAUUGUGAAACAUCCAGCAGAAAUAAUUAACUGGAAUUCGGAUAUUAUCAUUGGUACAAGAGCAAUGAUCAAGUUGGACUUGUAGAAAUGAUUUUCUUCAAUUUACUUGCAUCCAAUUUUAGUUCUAUCACCCAAUUUUUGUAUAUAACUGCUUAACCAUGUUCAUCACUGUUACACUGUGCUAGCAUUGACUGUAUGUAGUUUAUGUUCUGCAUUGUUCGAACAAUCUGAUUUUCAACUUAUGUUUGAGAGUUAGA
Messenger RNA from Chiloscyllium plagiosum (whitespotted bambooshark), 3360 nucleotides. The record is from RefSeq and is a predicted model, not a curated record. Lineage: Eukaryota; Metazoa; Chordata; Chondrichthyes; Orectolobiformes; Hemiscylliidae.